UUCGCGGCGGUACUUCUGCUCGGAGGGUCGUUGUUGGUGUUUGGCAGCAUUUACUGCAUACUAAGUGAACAUAUUUUAUUGUUCCCGUUCCCGUUUCGUGGUCGAUUAUUUUCCUUUUUCCCGUUCUGUUGGUUUCUUCCGUUGAACACCCAGUUCCUGUUCCAAAAUGUCGGAACCGAUUCGCGUGGUAGUGACGGGAGCAGCCGGACAGAUUGCCUACUCGCUGCUGUACAUGGUGGCGAAGGGCGAUGUGUUCGGUCCGAGUCAGCCACUGAUCCUGCAUUUACUGGACAUUCCACCGAUGAUGGGCGUGCUGGAAGGGGUGGUAAUGGAGCUGGCCGACUGUGCCCUGCCACUGCUGGUCGACGUUGUGCCGACCGCCGACCCUGCCGUCGCCUUUAAGGACGUCGAUGCCGCGUUCCUCGUUGGUGCAAUGCCCCGCAAGCAGGGCAUGGAGCGUAAGGACUUGCUGUCGGCGAACGUUAAAAUUUUCAAAGUCCAAGGCGAAGCGUUGGAUAAGCACGCCAAGAAGGAUGUUAAAGUGCUGGUCGUUGGUAAUCCGGCCAACACGAACGCGCUGGUUUGCUCGCACUACGCACCGUCGAUUCCGAAGGCCAACUUUACCGCGAUGACGCGGCUGGACCAGAACCGUGCCCAGGCCCAGAUUGCGGCACGGCUCGGCGUGGGAAUCGCAAAGGUGAAGAACAUCAUCAUCUGGGGCAAUCAUUCGGCAACGCAAGUGCCGGACGCGCGAAAUGCAUCGGUCGAGGUGGGCGGCGUAACGAAGAGUGUUCCGGAGGCCAUCGCCAACGACGAGUUUCUGAAGCAGGAGUUCCUCGAAACGGUGCAGAAGCGAGGGGCGGCCGUUAUCGCCGCCCGUAAGAUGUCGUCGGCCAUGUCGGCGGCCAAGGCAGCCAGCGACCAUAUGCGCGACUGGUUCGCGGGGACGCGCGACGGCGAGUACGUCUCGAUGGGCGUCAUCUCCGACGGUAGCUACGGUGCGCCGAAGGAUAUCGUGUUCUCGUUCCCGGUGCAAAUCCAGAACCGCCAGUGGAAGAUCGUGCAGGGCUUGUCGGUGGACGAGUUUUCGCGCGGUAAACUCGACAUCACGGCCAAGGAGCUGCUGGAAGAGAAGGAGGAAGCGAUGGCCGUCUGUUCGGCCGAUUGACUAGUUAAACUGUAGAACAGAAUUUUGUAGGAAAACUCCGCAGAAAAAAACGAAGCCUAAAAGAAGAUUGAAAAACAGAGCCAUCGGAUGCGCUUCGUUUUGCUUUUUUGUUUUUCUGUUGCAUUUGUAAGCGCUCUGACGUGCGUGUAUCGCUUGUACCGCUUUGAGUGAAUAGGUUUUCUCAAAAAUUUUGUUUUACAGUAGAUCCGAUUUCGACGAGCCUAUGCGUAGUGCCUCCCAAGAACCUUACCGGCAAAGUGCACAGCACUGUUAUAUAUAUAUACAUACAAACGAAAAACACUAUACUAGCGCGUGUCUAUUCUGUGUGAGCGGCACAAACCAAUUAGACCAAUUGUUAAAAAGUAGAACCAGGGGAAAGAUAUUGGAAAUGGAAGCUACAAUAAAAAAAAUUGUUGAAGAAUAAAGAAUUG
This is a messenger RNA of Anopheles bellator, 1599 nucleotides long. It is a transcript of the gene Mdh1, whose product is annotated as malate dehydrogenase, cytoplasmic. Gene Ontology annotation, molecular function: L-malate dehydrogenase (NAD+) activity. The transcript is spliced from 3 exons. The record is from RefSeq and is a predicted model, not a curated record. NCBI's taxonomy places the organism in Eukaryota, Metazoa, Arthropoda, Insecta, Diptera, Culicidae. Gene Ontology annotation, biological process: malate metabolic process; tricarboxylic acid cycle; oxaloacetate metabolic process. The coding region runs from base 167 to 1168 and encodes 333 amino acids. Gene Ontology annotation, cellular component: cytosol; mitochondrion.